AUGGACACCAGCUCCCUCCUCUUCGACUGCGAGCUGGCCAUCCCCGGGCAGGCGCAGCACAUCGCCUGGUGCCCCGUCACCAACUGCGUGGCCGUGUCCUGCAAAUCCGACGGACCAGCGGCCCAGAGCGUGUGCGUGCUGGAGCCCAGCUGCCCCCAGGAUUGCACGAUCCUGGAGGUCCCACUUCACGAUGAUGGUGACUCUAUGGGUUUCUUGUCCUGGUCCCCAGCUGGAUGCCGCCGAAAGCUGCUAACAGCAACGACUCGAGGUGAUGUGCAUGUGUGGACGCAAGGGGGUGCCAACGGCAACUUGGAUGUACAGGCGGUGAAUGCGUGGUAUGGACAGAAGGCUGUGUCCACCCCAUCUGAGCUUGUGUGCGCCAAGUGGCUGUCUGCCCCGGCAAGCUGGAAAUGGCCGCCAUCCAAAACCAGUGAAGGGGAGGGCAGAGCUGAUGGUGUGCCUGCCGCAGCAAGUGGAGAAGGGAUGGAUGUUCCGUUUGUCAAUGAAGACAACCUGCUGGAUGGGAAACUUCACUGGCUCCGAUGCGGGCUGGCAUGCUUUGCAACCAUCACAAAAGAUGCAACAUACCAGGUGCACUGGCGAGUUAUGGGUGGGCUGUGCAGCUCCUCGCAGUGGCGCAGCCUGCCCCCAGUCACUCUGCCAGGGUCAGUUGGGCGUCUGCUGGCAGCGGACGUGGUCGGGGGGCAGUGUGCCACAGCCCGUCUGGCUGUUGUUUCUGAGGAUCGGCCAGGAUCGGUUUGCAUCUUUGAUGCGUCAGGAGACCCAACAUGGUCCUGCGGGCCUGGGGCGGUUGAGCGUGCAGUGCAGGUGUCCACUGUGACCAAGUUGGACUGCCCUGGUCAAGACCGUAUCGUGCAGAUCGCCUUGGGGGUGGGCAAUGCCGGCCAGGCCAUCCUAGUCCUUGGGGAGGACGGGCAAACUGGGACUUUCACGAUACGGAGAUACAGCCCAAAGGUUGAUGAAGAGUUUUGGGAGGGAGGCGCGGUGUACCAAGUUCCAAGGGACAGGCUUGCCACAGUGGCAUCAGCUGGCACCCCGAGCUUCUGCGUCAAUGGGGACGAGGCCUCCAUUGGGGUGCUGGCGCCAGGGCAGCCGCCCUUGCUCAUUCGCCAGCAGGAACUCGAGGAGCACUUGGAUGCACUGCAGUGGCCCAGUGACGAGGGCGGCGCAGGGCCCAUGCCGCACUGCGGUGCCUUUGGGCCCUGCGGCUGCGCCCUGGCUGUAGCAGCAGAUGGGGAAAGGUCGCAAGCUUGCAGGCUGGUCGUGUGGUCGCUGCCGGACUACUCCGUGGACACGGCAAAGGAAAUGGCGGACGAGGCCAUGAGCAAUGCAGACAGAAUGGUUUGGGGCUUUGUAAACGGCUUCUGCACCUGGGAUGUCGUUCACCACAUCUGCAGCUCCUCCGCAUCGUCCACAGCUGUGCUCUACGACACCCUUCGGCACCUGGACACCAUGAUUCAUCGACACCCAUCCCACCCACGGCCCCAUUUUGCAUCUCUGUACGACCAGGCGAAAGCUCGCAUCCUGGCAGACGUGUGCGCCAAGGCACUGCAGUCUCCAGACAGUGAAGCCAGCACGGCUGAGGCGGUUCUUGUGGACAUCUAUGCACGCACCAUCAUCUGUUUCAUCUUCAACGCUGUGGGCAUGCGGUUUCGAGACGAUACCCAAGCCGUUGAGGGGGCCCCCAGUCCCAAGCUAGAGGCUGCCGAAUUUCAGAAGUGCCUGCCCUGGAUUGUCUGGCUGCAUCAAUACAGGCAGCUGUUCUGUCAGUGCAUAAAGACAUGGAUACAACGCUGCCAAGUGUCGGAAAAGAAAGGCAUUGAAGAAGAUGCUGAGGCUGCAUGCAUACCAUGUGUGCGGCUGUUGGUGGACUCCUACUUCAUGACACGCUUCAUGAACAUGAUGCUCAUUGCCUUGGGAAUCAUGAAGAGCCGAUUAGCAACGCAGGACAGCCACAGCACCAGAGACCCAGUGAAGGAUGAUAGGAAGACAAGGGACAUGCUCAAGGACUUUGGGAACUUCAUAGAAACGGCCAAGGUGCUGCGGAAAGCUUUGAAGGAUGCAGCACCGCCGCAAAAGGAUGGCAGCGCAUCAAAGGACGAUAUCGCACUGGCGUCUGUGUUGAUUGAUGCCAUUCACAAAACGUGCCCGGGCAAGGUCCACCUGCACUACUACAGGCCAGAUGGCGUCUUGAAAUGGCAGGAUUUAGUCAAGCUCAAAACCCCAAACAGCCUCUCCACUGCGAGCGAGAUUUCAGACUCCGAGUGGAGGGAGAAGUGCAUGCGGCUGGGCCUGAUGCCCGUGAACUGUCCGCCCAGCCCCCACGUCGGACCACCGCUAAGCCUGUCAGCGGGAUAUGGAAGGUUCCGGAAGAGCUCUCCAGACAGGCUGAGGUGGACAGUCUCGAACGCGGCGAAAUUGUCAUCUCCCCUCGGCAGGCGCUGGCGCCAGGACCGCGACUUUGCUGUGGGCCAGAGCGCCUUCCCAUCCUUCGACUGGGAAGACCCCCUUCACAGGCGCGACUCCAUCACUGGCAUGUCGCUGCCCCGCGAGGAGCCGCCCUGCCUGUGCACCGUGGACGGCAGCUCGGUGACCAGCCACCCAGACGUCUGGCAGGACGAGGGGAAGGACGGGGAGAUCGGGGCCAUGCUCAAGCGGGCGUACGUUGUGGUGUCGCCCGUCACGGGGAGCCGGUGGAAGCGGCUGAGGGGCUGA
Molecule: messenger RNA, 2736 nt
Organism: Ostreobium quekettii
Lineage: Eukaryota; Viridiplantae; Chlorophyta; Ulvophyceae; Bryopsidales; Ostreobiaceae
Source: the annotation of a GenBank genome assembly